Molecule: messenger RNA, 366 nt
Organism: Procambarus clarkii (red swamp crayfish)
Lineage: Eukaryota; Metazoa; Arthropoda; Malacostraca; Decapoda; Cambaridae
Source: RefSeq, a predicted model, not a curated record
GAUAACAAGCCAGAGGAAUGCUCAGUGUGUUAUAACGAUUAUGAUGACAAUCAGCUACGGCCUCGCACACUGCCGUGCGGCCACACAUUCUGCUCCCAGUGUAUUGACAAUGCUAUCGAGAAUGGUCAACUAACCUGCCCCAGCUGCCGUGCCGAGCACGCUGCCACAGCUGCUACUCAGUUCCCAAUUAGCUAUGGCAUGGAGGCAUUUGUUAGGAAACUGAAAGAUAUCCAGCUAACACAAAAGAAAACUGUACCAAUAAAAAAGAAGUUACAUUCCCUGAUCAUAUCACAAGAUAUUGAGUUGCGUUUUGAGGAGAGGAAGUUUGUUCUUAAGUAUAUCGAGGUUCCCCAAGGUCAACUAUAG